Molecule: messenger RNA, 1986 nt
Organism: Patiria miniata (bat star)
Lineage: Eukaryota; Metazoa; Echinodermata; Asteroidea; Valvatida; Asterinidae
Product: testis-specific serine/threonine-protein kinase 6-like
Exons: 2
Coding region: 169-1458 (429 amino acids)
Biological process (GO): intracellular signal transduction; microtubule cytoskeleton organization; protein phosphorylation
Cellular component (GO): cytoplasm
Molecular function (GO): protein serine/threonine kinase activity; tau-protein kinase activity; ATP binding
Source: RefSeq, a predicted model, not a curated record
ACCGUCAGAAAGUACAGCAGCUGUAGAAGAAGUCGGUGUGUAGUUAUUGUGUUUUUGCUGAGUGGGAAGAUCUUUUAAGGCGUAUCCAGAGUCGACAUGGAUGCAUCAACAGGUCACGAUAGCACGAUAUUAACAUUCUUGCUCCACUAAUCUGGAGUACUUUCUACCAUGACUUUGGGAAUGUGUGAUGCUGUAGAUACGAAGGCUCCAGGCACCAAGGAGGCAGAUAGGCCCCGUUCGGCUCUGGGCAAUGCUUACGAGCGAAUCCGGCAGUUCGUCCGGCCGAAGACCAAACCCAGAAAUCAGAUCGAACCGAAGAAGAAAGAGAAAGAAAUGCAGCAGACGCAGGCUCACCCGAGAGUUACCAGGAAAAGCUCCAAAGAUGGCGUGAAGUAUCAAGGUCUGGCGUACGCCUGCGAUAGAAAGCGACAGCUGAGAGAUGAACAAGCCAAGUCCGAGUUGGCUUCCAGGAAACACCAGUCUGUGGCUACAGCCAGCCUGGCCAGCACCUCAAGACGGGGUAAGCUGCCGGUGAAACCCAGGAGGCGACGCGCUUACGCAAGAGACGUCGGCUCCGAAGAUUCCACUUCGAGUGACGACAGCGAUGAUGAUAGCAUGGUGGACAACCGUGACCUGUGGUUCCUGACUGGGAGAGGGAUUGAGUUGGAGAAGAAGCUCGGGGAAGGAACCUACGCACAGGUACACGCCGGCCGGCAACUGAAGCCUCCGCGCCCGGUAGCUGUUAAGAUCAUCUCGCUGGAGAAGACCAACCAACGAUUCCGCAUCAAGUUCCUACCGCGUGAGACAGAGCUGCUUCGCAAGGUGGAGCAUCCUAACAUCAUCAGGCUGUACACGACCCUCAAGUACGACCACAAGGUAUUCUUCGUGAUGGAGCUAGCUCAGAGAGGAGAUCUGUUGGGCUACGUCCAGAGGCAUCGGGUUCUCAGCGUGCCGGUAGCUCGCACAAUCUUCUCGCAGAUCCUGGCGGCUAUCGAAUAUCUCCACCAGAAUGGGAUCUACCAUCGAGACCUCAAGUGCGAGAACAUCCUGUUGGAUCCGGGGCACAAGGUCAAACUGACGGAUUUUGGUUUCGCCAGGGAGUGGUAUGAGCCCAAUCAGCUGUGCCGGACCUACUGCGGUAGUGCGGCUUAUGCUUCGCCGGAGAUUCUGCAAGGUUUACCGUAUGAGCCGAGCACGGCCGAUGUAUGGAGCAUGGGCAUCGUUCUCUUCGUUAUGGUGCAGGGUAAGAUGCCCUUCGACGACACCAACGUGAAGCAGAUGGUGUCUGUGGUUCUCCGCUAUAACGUCGACUUCCUGCUGAAGCGCCCUCUAUGCAGCCCGCUGAAGGCACUGAUCAGGUCCGUCCUGAACCGCGACCAGUGGAAUCGCGCCACCAUCGGCCAGAUCAGGAGAAGCGUUUGGCUGGAAGGCUCGACGAAAAACCCUUCAGCUCAUUAAAAUUUACAAAUAAACAUAACUCAAUAACUUCUUUAUCAUAGAACACGGGAAAGAACAAAGGGGACUUGAAUGUACCCCUAAAAAAUCACAAGGAACCAAUACCAUCGGCCAAGCAAUUUGCCCCUCCCGAACAGGCACAGUUUAGACGGGCACUGUAUGCACUAGUCAGAAACAAUAAGUGAAAUUCAUUUUAAAAAAAAUAUAAUUUAGAAUUUGAAGCCAUUUUCACGUCGAGUCAAAAAAAAAAUUGGGUUACGAAUGUUUUUUUUUUCUUCCAAACUUGCAUUUUCCGUAUGGUAAAAAUGAUCUUAAGAAAUCUUUUAUGUGCAACGAUGCGUCCUUAUUGUUUUCAUUAAUUUUUAUAAAUAAAUAUUUGUUUUUGUCGAUGCUCGCACUAUUUAGUGCAAGUGAUUUUUUUGGGGGGGCGGGAAAAAUGAGAAAAGAAAUUACAGUAAAAAAAAAUGUAAUAUUUGUGUUCACUGAUUGAAUCAGUUUUGUUCAAUAAACCUUGCAUUUUCAACAAAGUCA